Molecule: messenger RNA, 888 nt
Organism: Anisakis simplex (herring worm)
Lineage: Eukaryota; Metazoa; Nematoda; Chromadorea; Rhabditida; Anisakidae
Source: the annotation of a GenBank genome assembly
AUGACAUCACUGGUACCUCUUGAAGAGACAACUUCAGAACCAUUCGAACAAUCGAAAACAAGCAGUAUCGAACAAACCCACGAUCAUAAAAAAACACCACAAGCACAAUCACCCGAUUCCCCACAUCAAAUCGCCUCUUCUUGGAGCGAUUAUUCAGAGAGCGAUUAUUCGGAACGUUUUUAUGAUCUACAAACAGAUCCGUUCGAUGAAGUUUCCACAACACUCACGUCGUCUUUUUUAGCGAAACAAUCAGUGGCACAAAAUGGGAAGAAGUUAUCGUCGACAAAAACAGAUUUGUCUUCUGGACAGCAUUUUGCGGGUGUAGAACGGCAGAAGGCAACAUCCAGUUUGUAUCAUGGAGAACUGACGAAACGGCCGCCGAUAUUUGAAGGACGUCGUGUAUAUGUUAAGCCGAUACGUAGCUGGAAAGAACCACUUGACGAUGACGAUUCACAGCGGCAAUUGAAGAACGAAAAGGAUAGUUGGUACGAUAGCGACUUAUCGAGAAAGCGCACAAAAGUAAACAUGAAAAACGAAUACGAGCGAACUUCGUCACUGCGCAAUCGUUGGGAUAACAUCUAUAGAACAGUUCCCGAUGAACAUGUGUUUGCAAAAACUGAAGUUUUGCCCUCCGAAUACGGUGGUCGUCUCCAUUCAACAGGAGACGAUUCUAAACGAAGGAAUGGAAUACGGGACGAUUCGAUCUUCUUAGAUGUUCACAACAACAGAACCGUGAUCGAAUCAGGAUCGAGUGGUGAUGGUGUGAAGUUUCUCCCAGAUGAUCACAAUGCGAUAAUGCUUUUCAUUUAUGCGACAUUAGUCUUGGUAGCUUUGCUCACAAUGGCAGGAUUCUUGGUAACGCUUGCAAUGAGGAGGUAUUUGGUUUAA